Molecule: messenger RNA, 2077 nt
Organism: Hibiscus syriacus
Lineage: Eukaryota; Viridiplantae; Streptophyta; Magnoliopsida; Malvales; Malvaceae
Product: protein PLASTID TRANSCRIPTIONALLY ACTIVE 10
Cellular component (GO): plastid-encoded plastid RNA polymerase complex; chloroplast
Molecular function (GO): RNA binding
Source: RefSeq, a predicted model, not a curated record
CAUUCCACUCUUUCUUGGCCAAAGAAUAUGCAAAUACUUCAAGCCCCUCUUUUCUUUUCUUUCCCUAAACCCUUAAACCUUUCUUCCCCAAAACCCUUAUCUCUUAAUCCCACAGCUUCCAUUGCUUUCCUCUGUUCUUCAAAACCCAUUUCCCCAGGGAUUUUCCUACCCCAAAAUCCUUCAGCUCCGAUGAAUUCCCCGUCGACGAACCUUCCUCGAGAACUUCGGCCCCAAAGACAAAGAAACCGAAGACGAAGCCCGUCGCCGGAACUGGAUCGAACGAGGAUGGGCCCCUUGGGAAGAAAUCUUAACCCCGGAAGCUGAUUUCGCUAGGAAGUCACUCAACGAAGGUGAAGAGGUCCCUCUCCAAACCCCUGAAGCCGUCGAGGCUUUUAAGAUGCUAAAGCCUUCGUACAGGCUUAAAAAGAUGAAAGAAAUGGGAAUUACAGAGGAUGAGUGGUAUCGGAAGCAGUUUGAGAUUAAAGGAGAUAUUCCAGACCCUUUGGAGACGUUGUGGGCGGGUCCAUUGGCGUUGAGACUCGUGCCUCCACGAGAUUGGCCACCCAGGGGAUGGGAAGCGGACAGAGAAGAGUUGGAGUUUAUAAGGGAAGCGCAUAAAUUACAGGCCAUAAGAGUGGAUUUGGAGAAAGUGGAGAAAGAGGUGAUAACUGGGAAGCAGACAUGGGUUGAGAGAUAUAAAGCGUUUUUGAAACAAUAUAAAGAGUGGGUUGAUUCUAAUAAGGAUAGAUUGGAAGAGGAGUCUUAUAAGUAUGACCAAGAUUACUAUCCUGGUAGGAGGAAAAGAGGGAAGGAUUACAAAGACGAAAUGUUAGAGCUUCCAUUUUAUUAUCCAGGCCAGAUCUGUGAAGGAAAAGUGACUACCUUACACCUAUAUCAAGGAGCAUUUGUCGACAUAGGCGGUGUACAUGAAGGGUGGGUCCCAAUUAAAGGUAAUGAUUGGUAUUGGAUCCGCCAUCAUAUAAAAGUUGGUAUGCAUGUUAUUGUUGAAAUUUUGGCCAAACGAGAUCCUUACCGGUUCAGGUUUCCGAUUGAAAUGCGUUUUGUCCAUCCUAACAUAGACCAUCUGAUAUUUAAUAGAUUCGAUUUUCCACCUAUAUUUCACCGCGAUGAGGAUACUAAUCCAGAUGAGUUACGGCGUGAUUGUGGAAGACCUCCUGUUCCUAGGAAAGAUCCAGGAAGUAAACCUGAAGAUGAGCCAUUGUUGUCAAAUCACCCUUAUGUUGACAAGUUGUGGCAGAUUCAUGUCGCUGAGCAAAUGAUUUUGGAUGAUUUGGAGGCAAAUCCAGAGAAGUACAAAGGUAAAAAGCUAUCGGAACUAACUGAUGACGAUGACUAUGAUGAAGAAAACAACGUAGAAUACGCCAAAGUUCGCUACAAGAAAGGUCUUUUACCGAAAAUGAUUGCGAAAACUAGUGUUAAAGAACUCGAUUUGGACGCCGCCUUAGCUGAGCGCGAGCUCCACAAUAAACUUCGAAGCGAAGCGAAAGAAAGAGGAGAGGAAUAUAAAAUCAGCAAAUUCAGGAGAAAUAUUGAGAUGGAUGAAUAUGAUUAUAUACAUUGGCGUCGCUCAUUCGAGGAAAGAGAAGCUUUAAUCAGAGACAUCAGCUGCCGUCAAGCUCUUGGUUUGCCGUUGGAAGAGCCAGGAAGAUAUAAAGAGGCGAGUUAUUUCGGGAAGGAUCAGUACGAUCCUUCAAAUGCCUUGUAUCGAUAUGACUACUGGGGAGAACCGAAGAACUCGGAAAAGAGUAAACAAGAGCGGAUGACCGAUGCUCACAACAAAUCUAUUGGGAAAGGCACCGUAUGGUACGAUAUGUCUUACGAUGAUGCCAUCAAGCAGAAAAUGCAAAGAGAUGCCAAUUCAACAGGAACGAUGCAAAUGGAGGGUGAUGAAGAUGAAAAGAGAGGGCAAAGAAGUGAUUCUGAGCUGAGUCUGACUCGGAUGAUGAUUUUGAUUUAAGCAUUCUGAGUGAUUCCAGUUUUGAACUCCCAAACCAACCCCUUGUUAAUGGGACUGAAUCUUCUAGCAUAUCAGAUGAGGGAAUGUUUGAGGACUAAU